Messenger RNA from Gasterosteus aculeatus aculeatus (three-spined stickleback), 2009 nucleotides. Its product is annotated as stanniocalcin-2. Lineage: Eukaryota; Metazoa; Chordata; Actinopteri; Perciformes; Gasterosteidae. Gene Ontology annotation, molecular function: hormone activity. The record is from RefSeq and is a predicted model, not a curated record. Gene Ontology annotation, cellular component: extracellular region.
CCCUCCCCUCCAACAGAGUCACUCCGCUCGCAGCUUCCUGUGUCACGUCUUGUUCGACAACAAGCUCAGCUAGCUAACGUUAGCUAGCUAGCAGGUCAUUUAUCAACCCCUUUAGCGGUACUUCGGCUCGCCAUGGCGGAGGGUAGCGGUAACGUUAACGUCAGUCCGGGCGACCUUCCACCGGGAGACCCGCAGUUAAUCGGUAUGAUCGUGGAGCAUCUGAAGAACCACGGGCUUUUCGACGAGUUUCGCCGGGAUUGUCUCGCUGACGUUGAUACGAAGCCCGCCUAUCAGAACCUGCGACAGAAAGUCGACAACUACGUGACGUCGCACCUGAGCACGCAGGACUGGAACCCGUCCAUCAACAAGAACCAGAUGAGGAACGGGCUGAGGCAAAGUGUUGUUCAGUCGGGUAUGUUGGAGUCGGGCGUGGACAGGAUCAUCACUCAGGUCGUCGACCCCAAGAUGAAUCACACUUUUCGGCCGCACAUAGAAACAGCAAUUCACGAUUUCUUGUCGGGGGAGAAGAGGGACGAGAGCGCCUUCAGUUCUAACUCUGCACCGUCUGAGCAGUUGGAGCUGCAGGAGGCCCCCCCUCCGUCUGGCCCCAAAACCCCUAGCAUGCCGGCCCACGUGUCCGCGCUGCUGUUUCUGCUCGUGCUCCGUCAGCAGGUGCUGACCCUGGAUCUGCGAGAUGCCCACGAGAAACAAGGGAGCCAAGUGAAAAAGCGCCUGUCCGCGCAGAGCGCAGCCGAGAUCCAGAGUUGCCUGGUGAGUUCAGGGGACGUCGGCUGUGGGACGUUUCAGUGUUUUAACAACAACUCCUGUGAGAUCCAAGGGCUGCACCACAUCUGUCUCACUUUGCUGCACAACGCGGGCUGCUAUGACUCACAGGGAAAGUCCUUUGUGAAGGAAGCGUUGCGGUGCAUGGCACUGGGUCUGAGGCAGCGCUUCAGCUGUGUGAGCCGCCGGUGCUCAGCGGUAAAAGAGAUGGUGUUCUCACUGCAGAGGGAGUGUUACUCCAAACACCAGCUCUGCCUCGCGCCACAAGACCACAUGGAGACUAUGGGCAACCUGGUGCAGUUCCACCUGAUGUUCCCCCCGGGACCGCACGUGGAGCUGAUGAACUUCCUGCUGCGGUGCGGAGACUCGGUCGGGUCGUGGGUCGGGCAGCGGCUGCGCGCGCAGUGCGAGCACCACUGGGGGGCGCUGUGCAGCAGCUUCGGCAGCACCUGCUCUCACAGCCAAGCAGACACUCUGCAGGACAACACCACCGCCGCCGCACCACCACCACCACCCGUCGGGUCCUGGCAUGGCACAAAUCAAGCGCACCUGCGGCAGCCGACCGAGGUGUCCGAACCAGAGCCCAGGGAAGCCCUGAGUCGGAACGACAACCAAUCUGAGAAAACCAAUGCGACCUCUGUGUGAAGAGGCGGGCGGGUCAAGCAUAGGUGCUGCUAGGCUACACGGGAGUUAUUAGUAUUACACCAGCAGUGGUGGUGGUUUUUUAGUGUCUCAUUGCCGCUGAAAGCAAUGUCACCAUAACUUAUUAAAUAUGUUGGGAGUCUAUGCUAUAGUCAUAUUUUUUACAUUUUACUUCGUACAAGGGUGAAAACCAUUUGUCUACCUCACGUCAACGUCACAGUAAACUGCAGUCACUGCAUCCUGCAGCAAAGGGCAGUGAAACACCCCAGAGAUUCAGCUGCUAUCUCAAAGUCAGUAUUCUGACUAUUUAAAAUCAGUUUUUUUUUUAUUGUGCACCAUAAAGUGGACAAGCUAUCGAACGGCAUCUUGUAGAGAGUCAGGGUUCAGUCUGCAGGAAGGAAAGCACUCUUUGUCCAUGAUGCCAUAAAUAUGUGUUUUUGAUGCUAUACUUGACUCACAUUUCAUACAGACCACAGGUUUAAAGAUAUGUAUUGUAACUUUUUAUUUUAACAAAUAAAAAAAAUACAUAUUCAUACCAUAGACUAUGUAUUCCAAUUGAAAUUAAAUAAACGUCAACAACUUGA